Molecule: messenger RNA, 763 nt
Organism: Fusarium redolens
Lineage: Eukaryota; Fungi; Ascomycota; Sordariomycetes; Hypocreales; Nectriaceae
Product: acyl-CoA N-acyltransferase
Exons: 1
Coding region: 64-657 (197 amino acids)
Molecular function (GO): N-acetyltransferase activity
Source: RefSeq, a predicted model, not a curated record
CGAACAGUGUCAGCAACCUUUCACCCAUCUUACUCCCUUAUCGCUCCCUUCCCAGCGACAAUCAUGACAAUUCCAGAGUCAGGCAUCACCAUUGAGCCAGGAUACCGUCCUGGUUUGCUAGCCAGAUGUCUCGAGAUGCACAUAACCUACUAUCACCCAUACAAUUCCUGGGGUCUAGCAUUCGAGACCUCACUCGCCAAGAGCUGGGCCGACCUCAUCCAAAGACUCACCAAUCCUCGCAACCAAAUCUUCGCAGCAGUUCAGUCAACACCUUCUGACGACUCCGCCGACUUCACUCAAAAGAUUGUAGGGACUAUCUUGAUUGAUGCAGAGCACCUUCAACAGCCGAACACGGCGCAAAUACGCGGAUUCAUCGUUGAUGAGAGAGCUCGUGGGCUUGGGGUUGGGAAACGAUUGAUGGCGGCGGCGAUGGAGUUUAUCGAGCAGCAAAAGUUUGACAAGGUGACGCUGUUUACAUCUAAUACCCAAGAAGCCUCUUUGUACCUUUAUAAAAAGGCGGGUUUUGUUGUGGUGAAGGAUGAGCAGAAGAUUCUGUGGGAUGUGGCGAUGAAUGAGUUGCAGCUUGAUUGGACACGACCAGUUGUCUCAACCCAAGAGCUUGGUGAGCAAGGCGUAAAUGGAGUUACGAAAGAAUGACCUACAGAGUGUAAAAGAACAUCGGAUGACAUAAAUUCUAUUCUCAUAAUUUACUAGACCAUCUCAAUAUUGUCAUCUCUUUUACGAGCUUGAGCCCAAUUGCCUG